This is a messenger RNA of Dufourea novaeangliae, 772 nucleotides long. Its product is annotated as peptidyl-tRNA hydrolase ICT1, mitochondrial. Gene Ontology annotation, biological process: mitochondrial translational termination. Gene Ontology annotation, cellular component: mitochondrial large ribosomal subunit. The coding region runs from base 144 to 752 and encodes 202 amino acids. NCBI's taxonomy places the organism in Eukaryota, Metazoa, Arthropoda, Insecta, Hymenoptera, Halictidae. Gene Ontology annotation, molecular function: translation release factor activity. The record is from RefSeq and is a predicted model, not a curated record. The transcript has 3 exons.
UCCAGCGGCUGGACCAUAUACAUCGUGAUACAUCGUCGGAUCAGUGCUCGUAUUAGCUCGUAUUGGUUGAGCUGGGUGGGGUGUAUUGUGUGGCUGUUAUAUUGCGCUAGAACCGUAUUUAUGGUAUUUAAGAAAGAAAAAAAAUGAACAUGGUCAGCAGAAAUUAUCUCAGAAUCUUUCAGAAUAACAUAGCACAACAAAAUCACUUUUCAAUUCUUAGUAGAGUGUUUGCUUAUAAGAGCGCUUUUUCGUUAGAGAAGCUCUAUCCUACAAGUAACCUAAAACUUUACACACCAACUUACGUUCCUGAAGAUGAAACUGUAAAAUUUAAUGGUUUCAUACCAAUUAAUGAGCUACAAAUAACUUACAGUCGUAGCAGUGGUGCUGGAGGUCAACAUGUCAAUCGUACAAACAGUAAAGUGGACCUUAGAUUUCAAGUAGAAAGCGCUAAAUGGUUAUCGGAGGAAGUUAAGCAAAAGUUAAUGGAACAGUACAAGAACAAAUUGAAUAAGGAUGGUUACUUCAUAAUUAAGUCAGAAUUAACAAGGUCUCAGCAACUAAAUCUAGCUGACGCUCUACAGAAGUUAAGGACAGCAAUCAGGGAUGCCAUAAAGCCUACUGCAGAGGUAUCUGAGGAGACUGCAGAAUUGAAGAGAAAGCAACUGCUAAGAAGUGCGAGGAAAAGACUGCAUGAUAAACGAAUGCAUUCUGACAUAAAGAGUAGUAGAAAUCCUAGUACAAUAGAUUUCUAAAUUCUGGGCUAAAAAUUUCC